This is a messenger RNA of Solanum dulcamara, 1196 nucleotides long. RefSeq lists its product as uncharacterized. NCBI's taxonomy places the organism in Eukaryota, Viridiplantae, Streptophyta, Magnoliopsida, Solanales, Solanaceae. The coding region runs from base 140 to 832 and encodes 230 amino acids. The transcript is spliced from 2 exons. The record is from RefSeq and is a predicted model, not a curated record.
GAUUGGUCAAACUUGAGAGUUGAAUGUUACCUUUUAGUUCAUUUUCUGUAGAACGGGAUCUCUCCUACAUUUCCGGCUGCCGGUGUGUAUAGAUCUUUGGUUGCUGUAACCUUGUUUGCCAGUGAAUAGUGCAGGAAUUAUGGACACUGAUGUUGGUGCUGAUGGAAAUAAGGAAGAAAGUUUUUCUCAGUACUCCAUUGUUAAGAAAUUGAAGGGAUGUGAUCAGUCUCCAAGAGCAGAAUUUGAUAAGUGGUUACCUCAAUUUCCAACAAAACCAUCUGAUCCUCUAGGUCCAAUCACUCCUGAUUCCACCCGAGAAGGUGGCGACCACGUAGAUGGGUGUUGUUCACCAGUUUGGUCUUCUCUUCACAGGACUUGUUACUUUAAUUCUCAACAUUUUGGUGACCUGGUUUAUACAAAGGGCUUGGGGUUUGAUCCAUUUGCUCCUGGACCAGAUGAACCAAUGCUUGCCCCACAAUGUAAAAAAUAUUUUACAGAUUCACGAGCCAAAGUGACACGUCAGCUUAACUUUGAGGAGACUUUGAAUUUCAGUGAACAUGUUGAUCACUCAGACAAUGUGGGAACGGUUUCUGAGGAUGAGAUGUUAUUUGAAUUGUUGUACAAUUCUCUCCUAGAAGUUGUUACCUCAAAACAGAAAGAGGAUCUUUAUUCGAAAGCCUCAACUCCACUUUCAGAUUCUGAUGGAUACAAGACACCUACCUCUGCAUCUCAUCUUAGUGGAGUUUCUGAUACUUGCCCUGGUGCUCCAAUGAAGCCUGCAAGUCAUUAUAAAAGAAUUGACAAAGGAUUAUGCAAAAAGCUUAUAUUUUGACAUAUAUUUAUGUUGCAAGGUAGUAAUAACUAUGUGAAGAAAUCUGGGUUCUCUGCUGGAUGUUGAUUCUAGUACGUGCCAACCUCACUCAUUUUUAGUGUGGUGGCUAACCUCAUACUUGGAUGUCGUAGAGCAUUAACAUAGCGUUUAGGUUGUUAAAAUCACGACUGCUAAUCCAGAAUUUACUUGUGAUUCUAGGAGUUUUAUGUGCUAAUUAUGUAAAAUUUAAUUUCAGUAUUGAGUGACUGUACUCUUGUAGCAGUAUAAUGUAUAGGCUUUUGCAACUUCGGAUGUAGUCCGUUGCGGACAAAAGUGUGUAUUUAUUGUGAUAGUUGAUUGUUGGCCAUUUUGGUACUUUCAUUUA